Messenger RNA from Aureococcus anophagefferens, 1321 nucleotides. RefSeq names its product expressed protein. The transcript has a single exon. Lineage: Eukaryota; Pelagophyceae; Pelagomonadales; Pelagomonadaceae. The record is from RefSeq and is a predicted model, not a curated record. The annotation marks the transcript as partial.
GAACUGCUGCCGCUGAUCAUGGCGCGAAUCCUCGCGCUGUCAGCCAUGGUGGCGGCCGCGACCGCCUUCCUCCAACCCCCACAACGCAUCGCGCGCACCGCGCUGCGCGCGGAGAGUUUGAACCGCGGGAGCAAGCCGCCCAUGUCCGACGCGGACAAGGAGGCGGCCAUGAAGCGCAUGGGCUACGUCUUCGACGCGUCGCGCAACACGUGGACGCGGCCGCCGCCGAACCGGCCGGCGCGGAAGCCGGCCAUCGCGCGGUCGCCGGCGAGCGCGCGGCUGCUCGAGGUGCGCCUCGGCGACGGCGCGUCGGACGAGGACGUCGCCGCGGCGCGCGGCGCCGCGGACAAGUUCAAGGGCGCCCUGAAGGCCGCCGGCGCCGUCGAGGCCGCCGCGCCGACGCCGCGCCAGACGCUGGAAGCCCUGGGCAUGAGUCUGGCGGCGGCCAAAGUCGUCGGCCCCGUAGCUUUAGCGCUGGCCCAGCUCGGCCUCUGGGCGCUGUGCCGCGACGCGGCCGCGGAUUUCGUCGUCGGCGACUUCUUCGCCGGCGACGUCCUCCCCGCGUCCCUCGGCGACUGGCGCCUCGCGGGCCUGGCGGCGGCCUUCGCGGUCUUCGGCGCGGACCCGACGGCGUCGGCGCGGCCGUGGAACGCGCGCGCGCUGAGCGGCGCGCUCGAGGGCGUCGCGGCCGACGCGGCGUCCGGCGGCGCCCUGCGCCUGCCCGCGCCCGACGCCUGGCGCGCCUCCGAGCCGUCCUGGCGCGCCGCGGCCGCGGGGCUCGACCUCCUCGCGGCGUGUCCCCGCGUCGCGGCGCUGCACGGAGCGAUGCAGGCGCAGCUCUGGGCCGAGCUCGCGGCGACGCAGCCCUUCCGGGACGCCCGGGGCGACGCCUGGGUCGCCGUCGGGGCGUGCGCCGCCGUCGCGGCCUUCGCGGCCGCCGCGGACGCCGUGGCGGCCGAGCGCGGCGACGCGGUCCUCGACGCGGAGCGCGCCGCCGUCGCCGCGUCGCUCGACGACCACGACGGCGACCCGGUCUACGGCGCGCUCUGCGCCGCCUGGCUCGCGGAGUUCCCCAGCGGCGGGAGGGGGGGGGACAGGCUCGCGCCCGCGGCCGCCGGCGGCCGCGCGGCGGCCGCGGCCGGCGCCUACGCGCUCACGGGCGCCCUCGCCGCGCCCCUCGCGCUCCACGCCCUCGCCGCCGCCGUCGCCGUCGCCGCGCCCCUCGCGCCGGACGCCGACGACGCCCCGGACCCGGACCGCUGCGUCGUCACCAUCGAGUGACCGACCGAGGGUUCCCCUUGCACAUAACGCCCCCUUGGAU